CAGUAGCGUCGCCGUGGUUACCGGACUCGGGCCCUCCCCUUGGGGCAGAGCCAUGGAGGUCUCUGGGGGGCCAUCUUCCAGAAAAGAGUCCACUGUGUCUGUUCCCAGCGAGUCACAACCAACGCCAGUACAGAUCACAGUGCUGAAGGCACAGGACCUGAAAACUCUCAAAAGCGACGUGUCAGUCACUUCGGUGUGUGUGGAGUACAACGGAGUGAUCCUGGGAGAGUCCUCCAGGACUGAGGUCCUGCCAAAUGGGACAGCAGACUACAAUUUCACAACCAGCUUUGAGUGCAGCCCCGAUGGGCCCAACUCCCUGGAUGACAUUGCACAAACCCCCAUGCUCUUGACAGUGAUAGAAAUGUUGCAAAAGGACAAGAAACAGAAGGAGAGGACCGCACCUCUUGGCCAAGCUGUGGUGGACCUUCUGCCUCUGCUGCAAGGACAGCAUUCAUUUCAGGUCACAGCUCCUUUAUAUGCAGUGCCUACCUCUCCAUCAGAGAACCUUCACCCAGAGGCCAAGGGUGGCCUUGAAGUGACAGUGAGCACCAAAGAGCCUCUGCUGUCUGCCACGCAGCUUUCAAACGGUAACUUCCUGAGCAUUACACUGGAGGCAGCUUAUUCUAUCCCUGAAGCGUUUGCUGCCACAGGACCCCUGCAAAACUACAUGGCUUGCUUGCAAGUACCAGCAACUGGGGAGAAAGAACUCCCCUUGCUCUUCAAGAAUGGCAUCCUGAAGCUUGCUGGUGAGAAAGAGCCAUUACCCCGGCCCAAAAAGUGGCCGCUUGCUAACAUUAUGGCCCCUGGCGCUCUGAGCAUACCUAACUCCUUCAUUGUUGGUGGCCCCUAUGAGGAUGAGGAUGGAGAGCUCAACAAAGGAGAGGACAGGGAAUUUAGGAUCCAAGCAGAAAGCAUGAAGAGAGUUGUGUGGGACAUGGAAAGUCGUUGUUACCUGGAUCCUGCUGCAGUAGUCAUCCUGCAGAAGCGCAUUGCAGAGUGCCAGUAUUGGCCCGUGGAGGUCUGCAGGAUAUCUGUGGCCUUACCCAGCAAAGGGAAAACCAGCAAAGCUGACAAGGGAGAUGAGGAAAAGCAGAUUUCCUUCCAUGGUGUGGCAUAUGUCAACAUGAUGCCUUUGCUCUGCCCUGGUGUGAAGCAGAUCCGAGGCGCUUUUCGUGUCUGUGCCUACCAAGACAGCAAAGUGUUUGAGAAGAGCAAAAGUCAGCACAGCAUUUUCCGAGAUCUCAGGAGGCAGCUCAGUGUGACGCGGGUGGGCUCGGGGACCUUAGGAAUGGGUGCUCCCCUUAUCCGAGCUGCUGCCAGCAAGACUCAGAAGGAAGACAAAUUGAAAAGCACAAAUAAGAGGAUGUCCCACACGCCCAAAAUCCAGUUGCCAAAUGGCACUGGAGAAGCGGAAAACGCCGUGCAGCUCAACCUUGAAGGACAGCAAUACGUUGAAGCAGGAACAUUCCUGGUGAUGGAGAUAAAGCUGGACAAGGCCUUGGUACCAAGGAGACUGCGAGAGGAGCUCACCGAACAGGUCAAGCAGAUGAUUCCUCCUCGCCCCCCGCUGCCUCCUCGGACUUCAGGAGCCCAGAAGGCUGUGGAAGAUUAUCACCACCACGUCACGAGCAUUGCUGCUGCCAUCCUAAAUGAAUGCCAUGAACUCUUUGGGAAGCAGCCACCUGACCAGGGAACGACAGACCACCAAACCCUGGAGGAACAGAAGCGUCAGCUCAACUUUGAGCUCAACAGCUCUGGCAAAUAUUUUGCUUUAAAGGAACAGCUAAAGUAUGCUGUAGUGAAGAUUGUGAGGGAGAAAUACCUGAAGACGACGGCGUUUGAAAGCCAGGAGAAAUUCCAGGCAUUCCUCAGUGAGCUCUACGUGUACCUCAUGGACCAGAUGCACAUUGCCCUGAACCAGCUGCUGUUUGAGGAAGCUGCUCCUUCUGCCCCUCCAUCCCACAUCACCCAGAAGCAGCUCUGGCUCUUUGCUCAUGAGGCUCAAGUCAUGAAGGACUACAAGCUGGCAUCUCUCUACCACCAGCAGAGGAUAGCUCAGGACCAGCACAACAUCGAGUGCUGGCUGGACUAUGGGGCAUUUUGCCUCCUGCUCGAGGAAACAACCAAAGCCCAUGAGUGCUUCCAGCAGGCUCUUUCUCUGGAUCCCAGUCACAUCCAGAGUUUGCUGCUCUGUGGGAUUACAGCUGCCAUGCUGCAGCACGAUGAAGAGGCAACGGUUUUAUUUGAGGAUGCCUGCUGCUUGGAGCCAUCCAGCGUUGUGGCCUGGACGCUUUCAGGUUUGUUUUAUGAGCUGCAGGAUAAUAAUAUUCAGGCAGAAAUGGCCUUCCGUGAGGCUAAGAAGCUCCUGCAAGCACAGCUCGCCAAGGAGAGGAGCAUCCCUGAGGCUGCUGAAGGAGAAGGAGAGAAGGUUCCAGAAGGCUCUGCUGACAAACUGCCAAAGGUGGUGGAGCCUGCCCCAGCCUGUGUGGCAACCGAGGAAGAGGCGACUGCACCAGAGGCAGCCCCGAAAGCUGGGAAUCUCCAGACAAAGCAGGUUCAUUCCGAUUUUCAGAGCAGCACAUCUCAGGACGGACAGCCAGCGGGUGAACGCAGCUCUCUCCCUACAUCACCAUCCCCUGGUUCAGGACUUGGACAACCUCCCUGCACGAUCUUCAUGAAGACAGUGGAAUUCCUGAUAAAAGUCAAUGCUGUCCAGUUUGUUCACAAGGCCCUUGCCCACGAGCUGCUGAGCCUCCAGGGAGGUCCCUUCAGUGAGUACUACCUGGCGCUGGCCCAGACUUACUUGCUGAAAGAAGAACUCUCCAAAUGUGAAGAAUGUCUCUGCGAGGCUGUUAGGAUUGACUGCAUGAAUCCAAAUGUCUGGGCUCAGAAAGGGCACCUCUGCUACCUGAAGAAAGACUUUGGUGAGGCAAAGGAGUGCUAUGAGCGAACCAUGGGGUUUAUGGAGGAUGCUGAGGAUAUGCGCUUUGUCUACCUGCGCCUGGGCUCCAUCUACCUGGAGGAGAAAUUGUACGGCCGAGCGAAGAAGAUCUACCUGCUCGCCUGCAAAGACUCCGCGUCCUGUCUCACCUGGCUGGGAGUGGGAAUCGCCUGCUACAGGCUGAAGGAGAUGGUGGAAGCAGAAGAUGCCCUCUCUGAAGCCAAUGCCCUCAAUAACACCAACGCUGAAGUGUGGGCAUAUCUCUCCCUCAUCUGCCUGCGUGGAGGACGGCAUAUGGAGGCAGAGCAGUGCUACAAGUACGUCAUCAAGCUGGGCCUGAAGAACGACGCGCUGCUGCAGGAGCUCCGCGCCGCGCAACUGCGGUUCGGCUUCGGCAACCCGGAGCUCUGAGCGCCGGCCCCGCAUAAACCCCGCGCCCCGAC
Molecule: messenger RNA, 3384 nt
Organism: Strigops habroptila (Kakapo)
Lineage: Eukaryota; Metazoa; Chordata; Aves; Psittaciformes; Psittacidae
Gene: CFAP70
Product: cilia and flagella associated protein 70
Exons: 29
Coding region: 53-3352 (1099 amino acids)
Biological process (GO): cilium assembly; cilium movement
Cellular component (GO): motile cilium; extracellular exosome
Molecular function (GO): protein binding
Source: RefSeq, a predicted model, not a curated record